Exophiala aquamarina CBS 119918 is the source of this 816-nucleotide messenger RNA. RefSeq lists its product as uncharacterized. Gene Ontology annotation, molecular function: transmembrane transporter activity. The record is from RefSeq and is a predicted model, not a curated record. Gene Ontology annotation, biological process: transmembrane transport. NCBI's taxonomy places the organism in Eukaryota, Fungi, Ascomycota, Eurotiomycetes, Chaetothyriales, Herpotrichiellaceae. The coding region runs from base 1 to 816 and encodes 271 amino acids. The transcript is spliced from 2 exons.
AUGUCUGAGAAAAGUGAGAUUGACCAUGCUCAGAUCGAAGGGUUGGGAGCAGCCACUGGCACUCCUGAACCUGUCAUGGAUCACUCCAAAGAGGAUGAAAAGGUCACUGCUAUCUCUGUGCUCACCGUGAUUGUAAGUUUUUAUGCGUGCUCCAAUACAGGGAAACAAAGCAGCUCACCUUGUUAUCUUCAGGCCAUCAUCUUUGGCUACAUGGCGCAGACUGCUGUUAUUCUCGCAGCGGGGAUUGGUGCUAUCUUUGGUCUAUAUGUUGCUGUGCGACAAGAGCAGAGAUUGAGCCUUUCCGCAAAUUUACGCGACUUGGAUCUUCCUGCUAUUAUCCUCGUGGUGAUCUCUCUAUUGACAUUCUGUGUCGGCAUAGGUUACACCAACAAUCCAUACCCGUGGACCAGUGCUCGUGUCCUGGCACCGUUUCUUGUCGGUGUAGCCAGCGCCAUUGCUCUGGGGGGUUAUGCGGUUUUCUACAAAAAGCACGGGCUGUUCGACCACGAUCUCUAUACAUCUCGCAAUUUGGCCAUUGCGCAAGCAGGAGUUUUUGUCGCGUCUCUCUCUUACAUUGCCGUAGCCAACUAUUCUGGCUUCCAAUGCAGCUUCCUCUACGGACAGAAUCUCUUCACGUCGGGACUUAUCUAUAGCAUUGUCUAUUAUGCCUCAAUCGUAACCACGAUUCUUACAGGAAUGUACUGCUCCCGGACAAAGAAGGUUCGACCGCCUGCGGUACUCGCGUUUGGGUGCUUUAUAGUCUACUUCGUCCUCAUGGCAACAGCAACAGCUUCAACACCUAUCGCAAACCUCUAG